Aspergillus welwitschiae is the source of this 333-nucleotide messenger RNA. Its product is annotated as cytochrome b-c1 complex subunit 9. The coding region runs from base 85 to 294 and encodes 69 amino acids. The transcript is spliced from 5 exons. Gene Ontology annotation, biological process: mitochondrial electron transport, ubiquinol to cytochrome c. NCBI's taxonomy places the organism in Eukaryota, Fungi, Ascomycota, Eurotiomycetes, Eurotiales, Aspergillaceae. The record is from RefSeq and is a predicted model, not a curated record.
CUUUAACCUCAUCUCGCCCAUCCUCUCUGCCUCGCUGUUUCCCCCGCUCCCUUCCCCUUUAUAUCCCUAUCGAUAACCGUCACAAUGGCCGGCGCCAUCGCUUCCGCUAUCUACCAGGGCCUGAUCCGCCGUAACGCGGUCUACCUGACCACCAUCUUCGCCAGUGCCUUCGCCUUCGAGCUGGCCUUCGACACUGCUUCCAACAAGGUCUGGGAUUCUUUCAACCGCGGCCGCCAAUGGAAGGACAUCAAGCACCAGUACCUCAACAAGGCCGACGAGGAGGACGAUGAGUAAAUACGGGUACAAUUCUCGCCCUGUCACAUACGAAAGAAU